Molecule: messenger RNA, 2618 nt
Organism: Aedes aegypti (yellow fever mosquito)
Lineage: Eukaryota; Metazoa; Arthropoda; Insecta; Diptera; Culicidae
Product: RNA polymerase-associated protein CTR9 homolog
Exons: 2
Coding region: 81-2315 (744 amino acids)
Biological process (GO): regulation of DNA-templated transcription
Cellular component (GO): Cdc73/Paf1 complex
Molecular function (GO): RNA polymerase II complex binding
Source: RefSeq, a predicted model, not a curated record
UGAAUUCUUAACAUCUGUAUUUUCAGGCUGCCCAAUGUUUUGAAAAAGUGCUGAAAGCCCAACCCGGAAACUACGAAACAAUGAAGAUUCUCGGCUCUUUGUAUGCCAGUUCUUCGUCACAAUCGAAGCGCGACAUUGCCAAGAACCACUUGAAGAAGGUCACCGAGCAGUUCCCGGACGAUGUCGAAGCAUGGAUUGAGUUGGCUCAGAUCUUGGAACAGAACGAUCUGCAAGGUUCGCUGCAAGCCUACGCAACAGCUACCAAUAUUCUUACGGACAAGGUCAAGGCCGACAUUCCGCCGGAAAUUCUGAACAACGUUGCCGCGCUUCACUAUCGUUUGGGUAAUCUGAAUGAGGCGAUGACUAAGUUGGAGAUGGCCAUUGAGCGUGCCAAAAUCGAAGCGCAACAUGAUUCACAGUACUACGACUCGAUUUCCGUGACAAUGACAUACAACCUGGCCAGAUUGAACGAAGCGAUGGCUUCGUUUGACAAGGCGGACAAGCUCUAUAAGGACAUCCUCAAAGAACAUCCCAACUACAUCGAUUGCUAUCUUCGCUUGGGUUGCAUGGCCCGAGACAAAGGAUUGAUCUUCGUGGCUUCCGAUUUCUUCAAGGAUGCCUUGAAAAUCAACAUGGAAAAUCCGGACACGCGUUCGCUGUUGGGUAAUCUCCAUUUGGCCAAGAUGCAGUGGACUCUCGGGCAGAAGAACUUCGAGACGAUUCUAAAGAAUCCGGCCACUUCAAGUGACGCCUACUCGCUGAUUGCGCUGGGCAACUUUUGGCUGCAGAGUUUACACCAGCCGAGCAAGGAUAAGGAAAAGGAGAAGAAGCACCAGGAAAAGGCCCUGGCCAUUUACAAGCAGGUCCUGCGAAACGAUCCGAAAAACAUUUGGGCCGCCAACGGUAUUGGUGCCGUGUUGGCGCACAAGGGCUGUAUCAUCGAGGCGCGUGACAUUUUUGCUCAGGUUCGUGAAGCUACGGCCGAUUUCUGCGACGUAUGGCUGAACAUUGCACACAUCUACGUGGAGCAGAAGCAGUACAUCAGCGCCAUUCAGAUGUACGAGAACUGCUUGAAGAAAUUCUACAAGCACAACAACGUAGACGUUAUGCAAUACCUGGCCAGGGCAUAUUUCCGUGCCGGCAAACUGAAGGAGGCCAAAAUGACACUGCUGAAGGCACGUCGUGUCGCCCCGCAGGAUACGGUUCUGCUUUUCAACAUUGCCCUGGUGCUGCAGCGUUUGGCCAUGAUGGUUCUGAAGGAUGAGAAAUCCGUUCUUAGUGUUGUCUUGCAGGCGGUUCACGAGCUGGGUCUCGCUCACAAAUAUUUCAAUUAUCUGUCGAUCCAUGGAGAUAAGACGCGUUACAAUAUCACGUUGGCCGCUUCGGAAGCCAGCCAAUGUCAGGAUCUGCUCCAGCAGGCACAGUAUCACGUGUCACGCGCCCGAAAGAUCGACGAAGAAGAGCGAUCGUUGCGCCAGAAGCAGGAACAGGAGCGCGAAGAAUUCAAGCGUCGCCAGCGGGAAGAACGUGUACGCAUGGAAGAGAUGCGUCGCAAGGCUCACGAAGAUAUGAUGGCCAGGCGUCAAGAAUACAAGGAAAAGACCAAGAAUGCUCUGUUCUUCGUCGAAAGUGGACCGGAUCCCACGAAGAAGAAAGCCGGCCGUGGGAGGAAGGACUACAUUUCCGAUUCGGAUGCUUCCGGACCACCUGGCAGUGGUGGAGAGGAUCGGCCUCCGAAGGAACGGAAACGCAAAGAACCGGGCGAGAAGAAGAAGCGAAAACCAGGCGCUGGGCGUAAGAAGAAGGAGAAAGCUCCCAAGGGAUCCGGAUCGGAUAGCGAAGAUGAAGCACCGAAGAAGCGUGGCCGCAAGAAGGGUUCCCUGGGUGCCAAAAAGCAAAAGCAAAUGGAAGACGGAUUAUCAUCCAAACAGAAAUCCAGAAUUGUUUCCAAAGCCACCGUUUCGACCAGCGAAUCCGAUAGUGACAGAAGUCGUCUUAAAAUUGCCAGUGGUGACGAUUCAGGUUCCGGUAACAGCGGACCAGCGACUAAGCGCAAGCGGAGAAUCGCAUCCGGUUCGGAAAGUGGUUCCGACAGAUCGCGAUCGCGGUCUCGUUCGAAAUCCGGAAGCCGCAGUCGCAGUGCUUCCCGUUCGGUAUCUCGCUCAAAGAGCCGUUCUCGGUCCAAGUCUGGAAGCCGUUCCCGUUCGGGUUCCAGAUCCCGUUCGGGCAGUCGUUCCCCAUCCCGUUCCGGGUCAGGUAGCCCCCAGGCUUCACCCAUAUCGAGAAAGUCCGUUUCUGGGUCAGGAUCGGAUUAGGUUCAUUCUUGUUGUGAACAUACGUUUUCAUAUGGUAGCGUAAUAUUUUAAUGGACUAUGUCUUAGAAUAGAAGGAAAAUAUCUAGCUGUAAGACUAAACUCUGUCUUCAUUCAACUAACCGAAAUUAUUAUACAUAUUGGAAUACCACAUAGCGAUUUAAAAGAUCCAGGUGAAAAAUUGACUACCGGGAGGUUUACCUCGCCGGUGGGAAUGGAAUGUUCAAGUUUAUCACAAGUGAAACUAAUACUAUAGUGCCGAUUGUAUAAGAGUCAUGAUAUCUGCUGAAUAAAAUUUGACCUAAA